Messenger RNA from Racocetra persica, 201 nucleotides. Lineage: Eukaryota; Fungi; Glomeromycota; Glomeromycetes; Diversisporales; Gigasporaceae. The record is from the annotation of a GenBank genome assembly.
UUGGGGUGAUGCUCCAGUUCACUCAAUAGCACUUGCUAUGUUUCUGGAAAAAUCUAAAAUACACUUCUUUAAUGAUAUAGCAUACAUGCAUCCGCCUUUUCAGCAUUGUCCAAUCGAGAAAUGGUUUCAUGAAUCUGGCAAAUGUCAUUGUGAUCCCAAUGGGAAUUUCGAUUCCAAAUGGGGUUCAUGUACUGAAAAUUG